GAUUUUAAGGUAUGCUCUGCCGCCUCACCAGGGCAGAGCCAGUGCUCAUCCACAGCCUUGCCUGAGCUGUCCCAGCAGCUGUUAGAGGCCAGGCCAAAGCCACACCAUACUCUGCAUCCCAGGACCCAGAGGCUGAGAAGCUGGACCCCAGGAGGCUUGUGGAAGCUGUGCUGGGCAGGUAAGGGCCAGCCAGAUUCAACAGGGGAAAGGAAUGAAGCCAGGAGAACCUCAAAGUCCAGCCUGCUAGGAAUCCACACCAAUAGCAAGGAGCUGGCAGCAAAGGGGCCUGGAGCUUCUGUGGACGAGAUGACGACGGAGACGGCUCUGCGCUCAGCCCUGGGCUCCGAAGCUAGCCUGCACACCUACGACAUCAUGGUGGUGGUCAUCUACUUUGUCUUCGUCAUCGCCGUGGGGAUCUGGGCAUCAAUCCGUGCAAGCCGAGGGACCGUUGGUGGCUAUUUCUUGGCGGGCAGGUCCAUGAGCUGGUGGCCGAUUGGCGCAUCUCUGAUGUCCAGCAAUGUGGGCAGUGGCUUGUUCAUCGGUCUGGCUGGUACAGGGGCUGCCGGGGGCCUUGCUGUGGGCGGCUUCGAGUGGAACGCAACCUUCCUGCUUGUGGCCCUCGGCUGGAUCUUUGUUCCUGUGUACAUCGCAGCUGGUGUGGUCACUAUGCCACAGUAUCUAAGGAAGCGAUUUGGGGGCCAAAGAAUCCAGGUGUACAUGUCUGUCCUGUCUCUCAUCCUCUACAUCUUCACCAAGAUAUCGACUGACAUCUUCUCUGGAGCCCUCUUCAUCCAGAUGGCUUUGGGCUGGAACCUCUACCUCUCCACGGUGAUCCUGCUGGUGGUGACAGCUGUCUACACCAUCACAGGGGGCCUCAUGGCCGUGAUCUACACAGAUGCUCUGCAGACGGUGAUCAUGGUAGGGGGAGCCCUGGUCCUCAUGUUUCUAGGCUUUCAGAAGGUGGGCUGGUACCCAGGCUUGCAGCAGCUGUAUAGGCAGGCCCUCCCUAAUGUCACGGUCCCCAAUACCACGUGUCACCUCCCACGGCCGGAUGCCUUCCACAUGCUUCGUGAUCCUGUGAGCGGGGACAUCCCUUGGCCUGGGCUCAUUUUCGGGCUCACAGUACUGGCCACCUGGUGUUGGUGCACAGACCAGGUCAUCGUGCAGAGGUCUCUGUCUGCCAAGAGUCUGUCCCAUGCCAAGGGAGGCUCGGUGCUGGGGGGCUACCUGAAAAUCCUCCCCAUGUUCUUCAUUGUCAUGCCUGGCAUGAUCAGCAGGGCCCUGUACCCAGAUGAGGUGGGCUGUGUGGAUCCUGAGGUCUGCCAAAGAGUCUGCGGGGCCCGAGUGGGAUGUUCCAACAUCGCCUAUCCCAAGCUGGUCAUGGCUCUCAUGCCCAUUGGUCUGCGGGGCCUGAUGAUCGCGGUGAUCAUGGCGGCGCUCAUGAGCUCCCUCACCUCCAUCUUCAACAGCAGCAGCACCCUGUUCGCUAUCGACGUGUGGCAGCGCUUCCGCAGGGGGGCCACGGAGCAGGAGCUGAUGGUGGUGGGCAGAGUGUUUGUGGUGUUCCUGGUGGUCGUCAGCAUCCUCUGGAUCCCCAUCAUCCAGAGCUCCAGCAGUGGGCAGCUCUUCGAGUACAUCCAGUCGGUCACUAGCUACCUGGCACCGCCCAUCACCGCCCUCUUCCUGCUGGCCAUCUUCUGCAGGAGAGUCACCGAGCCUGGGGCCUUCUGGGGCCUCAUGUUUGGCCUGGGAGUGGGCCUUCUGCGGAUGAUCCUGGAGUUCUUAUACCCGGCCCCAGCCUGUGGCGAGGCGGACUGGAGGCCAGCCGUGCUGAAGGACUUCCACUAUCUGUACUUCGCUCUCCUUCUCUGUGGGCUCACUGCCAUCGUCAUUGUCACCAUCAGCCUCUGCACAACACCCAUCCCUGAGGAGAAGCUCAUUCGCCUGACCUGGUGGACACGGAACUGCCCCACCUCUGAGCUGGAGAAGGAGGCCUGGGAGAGCCAGAGUGAGAGAGACAGUGCGCCAGGGAUGUCUGAGGGGCCGGCCUGGGAGAACCCCUCAGGAGUCACCGCAGCGAACUGCAGCCCGGGCCCAGGGCAGCCCGGAGCCCCAGCCUCCUGCAGGUCCUGGGGAAAGCUGCUCUGGGGAUGGCUCUGUGGGCUCUCUGGAGCCCCAGGACAGGUCCUGAGCGCAGCAGAGAAGGCCACUCUGGAGGAGAAGCUGACCAGCAUCGAGGAAGAACCGCUCUGGAGAAGCAUUUGCAACAUCAACGCCAUCCUCUUGCUGGCUAUCAACAUCUUCCUCUGGGGCUACUUUGCGUGACUCCACUUGGCUGAUUUGGGUUUCAGCCAAGAGAAGCGAAACACAGCUCAAGCCAGGCACAGAGACAGGCUCUCUUCCUACCCUGCUCCAAACUGGAGACCACAGAGGCUGAGCGUGGAAGAGGUCCUAAGGGGCAUUUAAUCUGACACACGCUGUGAGUGAGAACACAAGGCCCAGAGAGAGUGCUAGGUCUGCCCAAGGCCACAGAGCAGUGCUCAUGCUGGGUCUCCCAACUCCAGCUCCCGUUCCACCGCACUGCCUUUAUUCCUACCUCAAAGACAGUUUCCUCCCUCUUCUUGGGUUCAUGCAGAAAUCCUUACUAUACAUGUAUCGUGAGGUUAGAAAAAUGGAGGAUACAAGAAAAAGAACAGGAAAAUUUUGUAAAAUUUCAAGUACACCUUUUCCCUCCAUAUCCCCCUUCCUCUUUCCCCACUCUAGCUACCCUACCUCUCUUUCUCUGAUUUUUAACCCCGGCAAUCUAUCUGUAGCACGAAUCUACCAAGGACAGCCUUACAUUGCCAGUGGUCGCUGUACAGUCAGUGCUGUCAGACCAAAAAUACUGAGGGGCCGAGGGUGGAAUUGAAGUAUGACGGCAGAUGGUAUUUAGGGCAGGGAGUUUUUGGGCAAGGAAUGCUCAUGGGCACUACUCAAAUCUUGCUUCUUCCUACCUUCAAACCCAAACCUGCACCGAGUCUCCAUGGCCUUGAGGAACUUAAGAGUCCAGCUGGAGAGCUGUGACUUGUUGACAGCAAGAGGAAUCAAGGCCUUAAGAGUCAGCCCUGCAGGGAAGCAAGGGCAGCUUCGGAGCCACAUCAUGGGGCUCUUUGCCACUUCCUUUGCCUUCCAAGCCUCUGCUACCCAGGAAUAUAAGUAUACACUGCCAGGAAGCUGCCCAAUGUUCCAAACUAGGUUGGGGUACCACUCUUGCUCCCACAGCCCCAUAGACCAGCAUCUAUCAAGGCACUGGUCACACCAUCAGUGAAGUUGUCUCCCCCAGAUGGUAUCCUCCAAGGGACAGGCACCAACUAUGUCCAACUUGACUUUGUUCCCCAAAAUAAUAGGUACCAAUAAAUGCUUGUUGAGUGAAUAAA
Chinchilla lanigera (long-tailed chinchilla) is the source of this 3416-nucleotide messenger RNA. It is a transcript of the gene Slc5a9, whose product is annotated as solute carrier family 5 (sodium/sugar cotransporter), member 9. The record is from RefSeq and is a predicted model, not a curated record. Gene Ontology annotation, molecular function: D-glucose:sodium symporter activity. Gene Ontology annotation, biological process: transmembrane transport. Gene Ontology annotation, cellular component: plasma membrane. Bases 307 to 2325 code for a protein of 672 amino acids. Lineage: Eukaryota; Metazoa; Chordata; Mammalia; Rodentia; Chinchillidae. The transcript is spliced from 15 exons.